UUUCAGUAGUAGUCAGUGGUGUCAUUAUACAGACUCUGGAGUCAGGCAAACACAGGACGCUUCAGGCGCAGUUAAGACCGGAAGUAGAUAUGUGCAGACAGAUGCAUGAAGGGAAAGCUUGCUGAAUUCCUACAACCAAGAAAUGUACCUUUCUUAUUGUAGGAUUUAUGACCAAGUCACUCCACCUUCUUGCACUCCACCCUGUCUGUGGCUUUCUACAUUAUGGAUGCUUCCAACUCACAGUCUUUGAAACAUGUGAAGUAUAUCAUGGAUUUGGAACCUUUCCCAGAUGAUGUUCUCCUUGUUAUACUAAGUUUUGUGCCUUCCCUGGACCUGUUGAAGAGCUGCCGACUGGUGAGCAAACGCUGGCUGCGACUGGUGGACACCCCUACACUAUGGAAGAUUAAAUGUCAACAAAAGUGGAGAAAAGAAGUUUUCAAUAGUGCCCUGAGCAUCCCAAAUGUAAACUGGCAGCGAAUAUUUAUGAAAGAGCCUUUCUUACGGAAUCUGAUUCGGAACCCGUGUGGUACUGAUGGUCUAAAGCACUGGAGAUGUAUGCAUGGUGGAGAUGGCUGGAAAGUAGAAGAUAACCAUUUUCCACUGGAAGUGGCAGAUAGUCAAACCAGUUUUGUCACAUCCUUUGAAUGGUGCAAGAAGAAUCAGCUUGUAGACUUGAUAAAAGAAGGACUGUGGGAAGAUCUCAUGGACAACCAUCCGCCUUCAAUCUGCAUUUCUGAUUGGUUUGUUAAAACUGGAUUCAACUUUACUUUAAAAUGUAUGCAGGUCGGCGGGAUUGUGGCUGUGUAUAUGAAAUCAGAGUUCAGUUACUAUCUGAAGACAGAAAGCAUGUUAUUGAUGAAUUUAAAGCCAGUCCAGACCCAAUCCCACAAUGGAAUGAUGGAAAUUACCACCAGGUGUUUCAUGUGUUUAAUGACUAUGGACCUGGAGUACGGUUUGUGAGAUUCUCGCACAAGGGAAAGGAUACCCAGUUCUGGAAGGAUUGGUAUGGGCCACGCAUCACCAACUCCUCAGUUAUUGUGACAAUUAAAAAUCAUGAAGAGGUUUGUGGGAGCACUCCAAGGCUAAAUAAAAGUGAAAAAUAUCACUUGAAUCCAAAAAAAGUUAAAAAAUCACCAAAUAAAUGAAUCUGCAGCAAAACACUCAACCUAUACACGUGUUCUGUUCUCCAUUACCCCAUCCAAACUGUUUAUCGAAGGCAGCAUUUAAGUAUCUAUUCUCACUAUAAUACUAUAUCCUUGUUUGUAUUUACCCCCUAUAAAUCCCUGCAUACAUUUACAUAGAAAUGCAACAGAAUGUUUUUUGAGGGGGGGGGGUUAUAGUUUUUAUUGCUUAUAAAGAGUAACCGUAAAAAAACAAGCCAAUAAAAUAACAGCCAAUGAAAUGCAUUUAAUAAAACAUAAAUCGUAUUUACAAAAA
Xenopus laevis (African clawed frog) is the source of this 1437-nucleotide messenger RNA. RefSeq names its product F-box protein 27 S homeolog (gene fbxo27.S). Gene Ontology annotation, molecular function: ubiquitin protein ligase activity. Gene Ontology annotation, cellular component: cytoplasm; SCF ubiquitin ligase complex. Bases 223 to 960 code for a protein of 245 amino acids. Gene Ontology annotation, biological process: ERAD pathway; SCF-dependent proteasomal ubiquitin-dependent protein catabolic process; glycoprotein catabolic process. The transcript has 6 exons. The record is from RefSeq and is a predicted model, not a curated record. Lineage: Eukaryota; Metazoa; Chordata; Amphibia; Anura; Pipidae.